Molecule: messenger RNA, 847 nt
Organism: Colletotrichum destructivum
Lineage: Eukaryota; Fungi; Ascomycota; Sordariomycetes; Glomerellales; Glomerellaceae
Exons: 2
Coding region: 191-751 (186 amino acids)
Source: RefSeq, a predicted model, not a curated record
GCUGGACAGGGCAACAAUUCGACAUGAAACUUGGCUUGCAACACGUGUAGUCCUGCCCCUUUGCCUUCACCAACAAUUUGGCAGAAGAUACAAUCGGCACUCCACUAGUUUCGUGUCCUCGUUUUUGAAAGGUGAGAAAACAACGAAUUUCCGGGGUUUGAACUUGGCCCUCAACUGCGGCCUCGACAACAUGGCCACCAAUAGCAACAAAGGCAAGACGCUUCUAUCCCUCCUGUGUGGCGAUGAGUGGGCCUGGGAUCAGGGUCGGGUGUAUAGUCUGAAGUUCCAUGAGAAUGGUACCGGCGAGAUUACGGCCUGCCAAGAGUUGGUCAUAUUCAUUGCUGCAGAAUUCGACUGGGAGCCCUCGGGUACCACGCCUUCCUUGGCACAGCCCCUCGAACCUGACCACGACAACGGAACCGAGUUUGAUGUUCAGAUAACGUUGACGAAACGUCGGAUAGCCAAAAUACCCGAUCGGUAUAAGAUCAACGAGGAGAACCUGGAAGAGAGUGCUUUUCAGCCAAAGAAAUACAGGCUGCGGUUGGAGCAGGGCAUGUUCAUGCCAAAGGAACCGCCAGCAUGGCACCGGCUUCGUCUGGCGUUUAACCCGUCCCCAUACCCCACCCUGGACCACUGGAAAUGUAAGCGGGCCGCUGAGGCGAUUCGAUUCUGGGAAAUGGACACAUUCCAUAGCCAAAAGGUGCCUUCGAGAGAUGAGGGCGACGGCACUGCGGCGACGAAGGGAAGUUGACAGAGUCCCAACCCCUGCAAAUUCAUGUAGCAAUCCGGGCAGCUACUUAUGCACAGCCUCGGUAAUUCAUAGAAUGAGAAGCGAUGAUUUUCCUUA